AUGGCGGAUUCCAACACCUCACCACCCCACUUCGCCGGCCUCCCCGCCGAACUCUGGGCCUACAUAACCCAACUCGCCGUCCUCCUCGACAACCCCGUUACCUUCAAAUUUAGCACCCCAAAGAAGACCGUGCAGUCCCUCGUCCGCCAACCCUCCAUCCUCCGCACCUGCUGCGUCCUCCGCGCCGAAGGCCUCGCCGCCUACUAUCGCAACAACAGCUUCGUCGUAAUAGGCGACACGGAACUGCCGCGGGCUCUCGAGGGGCGGACAGGCGCCAUGCCUCCGUCCUUUCAAGCGUGGAUAAACGCGAUAGGGCCCGAGAGUCGGGCGCAGAUGCGGAGUCUGUAUAUCACGCAUUUCGCUUCGAUACCUGUGAGGACCGGGUGGGUUGAUCAUUCGAUAAUACGGUAUGUGCCGAUCCGGCCGACGUAUGAGAUUUUCGAGCCGUAUGCGAGGGAGAUGGACGAGUCGGGGUUCGUGUUUAGGCCGUAUACUGUGAAAGUGGAGUUUGAGACGAGGAGGAUCCAGUUGGUGGAUAUCACCAGGGAGGUGGAGAGUCUGUGA
Messenger RNA from Saxophila tyrrhenica, 564 nucleotides. RefSeq lists its product as uncharacterized. The coding region runs from base 1 to 564 and encodes 187 amino acids. The transcript is spliced from 2 exons. NCBI's taxonomy places the organism in Eukaryota, Fungi, Ascomycota, Dothideomycetes, Mycosphaerellales, Extremaceae. The record is from RefSeq and is a predicted model, not a curated record.